AAAUAUACAAUAAUAUAUUUGCUGAAUUGCUGUGUGCUUACUACCAGGCUUAUACCUUCUCCCUCAUGACAAACCGUAAGAAAUUCCUGAUUGUUUGUAAUCCAGCCCAAGGCCUUAUCAACCCAGCCCUCCAGUUUGCUAACCGCCUUGUCGAACAUGGUAUUGAUGUCACCUUUUGCACCGGUCUCUCUGGCGUUCAGCGCAUAGACAAAGAAACCGUCCCUCAUGGCAUUACAUUCGCUCCCUUCUCUGACGGCUCUGACAAUGGUAUACAACCAACCCUGCAACAAUCUGUCAAAGAUCUUGAAACAAAAGGUGUUUGUGCAGUUGCAGAACUCUUAAGCUCUGCAACUACUGCAGGCCAACCAUUUGAAUGUCUAGUAUACACCUCUAUUAUACCAUGGGGAGCACGCGUGGCAAAUUCCCACGGUAUUAAGUCAGCUCUCUUGUGGUGCCAGUCAGCUACUACCUUAGAUAUAUACUACUACUAUUGUAAUGGAUAUCAGAAUUUGAUCUCCAGUAAUAACGACAACCCAACAUUUCCAAUCAGUUUACCUGGGCUCCCACCACUCACCAUUGCCGAUUUAGUGUCGUUUAUGUUGUCGUCUAGCCCAAAGGAAUAUGCCUUCAUUCUACCUCAUUUGCUGGAACAUAUUUAUGCACUAGAAUUAUCUCCAACAAUACUUGUGAACACUUUUGAUGAACUAGAAUUCGAGUCCAUACGAGCAACUAAGAAACUCGAGUUCAUCCCUGUUGGACCCUUAGUCCCUUUGGACUUCUUAAACGGAAAGGACUUAUCAGAGAUUUUGCCGGAACCAAAAGCUGAUUACAUCCAAUGGUUAGACACAAAAGCUAAAUCUUCAGUUGUGUAUAUUUCAUUUGGGACGCUAGCAAGUUUAUCAAUGGAGCAAUUAGAGCAGAUAGCAAAUGGAUUAUUGGAGAGUGGCAAGUCAUUUUUAUGGGUGAUAAGGGAGGGUGACAAAGCAAAAAGAUUGAACAAGUUAGAGGAACUGGAAAACCUCGGCAUGAUAGUGGGUUGGUGUUCUCAAAUGGUGGUGUUGAGCCACAAAUCGAUUGGAUGUUUUGUAACGCAUGGUGGUUGGAACUCCACAAUGGAGUCAUUAGUGGCCGCUAUUCCUACAGUGGUGUUUCCACAAUGGUCAGAUCAGCCAAUCGAUGCAAAACUUAUUCAAGAUGUGUGGAAAACAGGGGUUAGGGUGAAGACGAGGGAAGGGGAUGGUAUGCUGGAAGGGAAGGAGUUUAGGAGGUGUGUGGAAACAGUGAUUGGAAACGUCCAGAUGAAGAUAAAUGCACAGAAAUGGAGCUCUUUCGCAAGAAAAGCUCUUAGAGAUGGCGGAUCAUCAGCCGUCAACUUCCAAGCGUUCUUGGAAAAUGUUUGAAUUUGUGUGCAAGUUAUAUGUUGUGUGUGUUUGUGUGUGUUUUGGCUAACUUGUUAGCUUAUUGUUCAUAUCCCCUUAAGUAAUGGCUGUUUGAUAGCUAAAUUAUUUGUUUUCAGUAAUCUGGGAAAUACCUUGUAAAAUCUGGUUGGUGUUCCACUUAAAUGAUCUUAAGUGCAACAAACCUGUAUAAAUGGAGUGUUCUAUUUCAGAUACCAA
Molecule: messenger RNA, 1616 nt
Organism: Erigeron canadensis
Lineage: Eukaryota; Viridiplantae; Streptophyta; Magnoliopsida; Asterales; Asteraceae
Product: UDP-glycosyltransferase 75C1-like
Exons: 1
Coding region: 66-1400 (444 amino acids)
Molecular function (GO): UDP-glycosyltransferase activity
Source: RefSeq, a predicted model, not a curated record